Molecule: messenger RNA, 654 nt
Organism: Durusdinium trenchii
Lineage: Eukaryota; Dinophyceae; Suessiales; Symbiodiniaceae
Source: the annotation of a GenBank genome assembly
GGAAAGUAUUGCCACCGGGUCGCGCGCUGGAGCAGUGGACUGGUCGUCUUGAUUGCCCGGACACGGAUCAUGGGACAAGUUGUCACCAGCUGUGAUGUGGAGAGGGCUGGGCCCUGCGCAGUUGGAGAAGGGCGUGACGGCAGGCUGUGUGGGGAUGAUGGAGUUUGGGGAGCCCGACGAAUUUGCUGGAGAGGGUUUCACAGAAGAGUUGGUGGUGCGGCCGAACCAGAGGAGCAAAGGCUCAAAGAAGCCGCUGAUGGUUGGCCAAAGUCGGUCCACCACUGGAGAAAGUGGAGUCACCCGGCUCAUGGCUGCCGCUCAGUAUGGAUCGGUCGAGGGCAUCAAGCGGAUCUAUGAAGCAGGCGACUCUUUGGAGAUCCGAGAUGUGCGUGGCUGGACAGCCCUUCAUUAUGCGGCUCACGAGCUGCAAUACGAUGCCUACGUUACCCUCUUGAAACUGGGCGCGGAUCCGGAGAAGAAGACCUACACGGGCCACACCCCAAUAGAGGUCGCUAAUGCCGUGGACCCUUCUCAAGCAGAGAAGAUGCGCCUGGCAGCUAUAGGCGCUCGGGCAGUGUGACGAAGGCGUUGGUGGCCGGACGUGAGCGCCGUUUGAAUGGCAAAGACCAUGGACCGCACGCCGAUGAGAUGGAG